GUUCCUUUGUACAGCAAAUUCAGCUUUCUUGAUCUGCAAUGGCAUCUGCUGACGUUAUUCAACUUUCUGCCGAGAAAUAUGACCAAAUGGAGUCGCUUUUGUGCAACACCUCCGGAAAUGUUCCUUUAAGUGAGCGCUUUAGAAUUUUGUUCACUUUGAAGAACAUCGCCGACGACAGAAGUGUUGAGAUCAUUGGCAAAGCUUUGAAGGACGAUGAUUCUGCUCUGCUUAAGCACGAAUUGGCUUAUUGUCUGGGUCAAACUGGUAACUUGACCGCCAUUCCAACUCUCAACCAAGUUCUUCAAAAUACCACCGAACAUGAAAUGGUUCGCCACGAGGCCGCCGAAGCUCUUGGUGCUCUUGGUCAACUUGAUUCAUUACCCAUUCUGGAGCCUUACCUUCAAGAUCCAAGUACCGCUGUGGCGGAGACAUGCGAGUUGGCCAUUGCCAAGAUCAAAUACGACAACGACCCAAAGAACAAGGAGGAGAAAGAAAACAACAAAAGUGCCUAUUCAUCUGUUGAUCCUGCUCCUCCUUCAGUAAACACGAAGUCCAUCGCCGAACUUGGAGAGGAAUUGGUUAACACCAAAUUACCACUUUUCGAGAGAUACCGCGCUAUGUUUGCAUUGAGAGACAUUGGCAACACUGAAGCAGUAGAGGCAUUAGCAACAGGAUUCGAUGACAGCAGCGCUCUUUUCCGUCAUGAAAUCGCUUAUGUUUUCGGUCAAAUGCAACACCCUGCUUCCGUCCCAUCUCUAUCCAAAGUCCUCAAGAGACCCGAUGAGAUUCAUAUGGUCAGACAUGAAGCAGCUGAAGCUUUGGGUUCUAUUGCAACUCCUGAAGUGAUGGAUUUGCUAAAGGAAUUUGAACAUGAUCAAGAAAUUGUGGUCCGUGAUAGCGUUAUUGUUGCUUUGGACAUGGCCGAAUAUGAAAAUUCUGGAGAACUCCAAUAUGCUGACGGUCUUCAGAAAGAACAAGUCAUCUCACAUUAAACCUCAAUCUGCAUUUAGAAUGAAUUUCACUGUACAACUCCCCUCUCUAAUAUGAUCUUUUUGGUUAUGUUUUUAAAUAAUGUAGAAAUAAAUUUGUGUUCGCUAACAAUGGUGCGAAUUUCCCUUCUUGC
This is a messenger RNA of Umbelopsis ramanniana AG, 1123 nucleotides long. RefSeq lists its product as uncharacterized. The coding region runs from base 39 to 992 and encodes 317 amino acids. Gene Ontology annotation, biological process: peptidyl-hypusine biosynthetic process. Lineage: Eukaryota; Fungi; Mucoromycota; Umbelopsidomycetes; Umbelopsidales; Umbelopsidaceae. Gene Ontology annotation, molecular function: deoxyhypusine monooxygenase activity. The transcript has 5 exons. The record is from RefSeq and is a predicted model, not a curated record.